This is a messenger RNA of Apiotrichum porosum, 1035 nucleotides long. RefSeq lists its product as uncharacterized. Gene Ontology annotation, molecular function: oxidoreductase activity; iron ion binding. NCBI's taxonomy places the organism in Eukaryota, Fungi, Basidiomycota, Tremellomycetes, Trichosporonales, Trichosporonaceae. Gene Ontology annotation, biological process: lipid biosynthetic process. The coding region runs from base 1 to 1035 and encodes 344 amino acids. The record is from RefSeq and is a predicted model, not a curated record. The transcript is spliced from 2 exons.
AUGCUGCUAUUCCCCUCCCGCCUCAUCGACGCAUUACCAUCAUUUGUGUCAACCAACGACACAUCCCUGCUUGCCGCAAUCACCCCCACAGAGCUCUCAGCACCAUGGUACCACACCUCGCGCCCACACCUCUUGUCCUUUAUCUCCGACCGCUACCUCUCCCUCGCCGCACCAGUCUUGACAUAUUGGAUCCUCUCGACCGUCUUCCACUUGAUCGAUGAGGCCGAGCUGCCGUACUUUGAGCGCAACCGGAUUCACCCUCCCGAGGAGCUCAAGUCCCGUAACAAGGUGACGUUCUGGGAGGUGAUUCGUGCGGUCGUCGUGCAGCACAUCAUCCAGACCAGCCUGGGAUUGCUGUUCCUCGAGUCGGAGGAGUCGGUCCUCGAGACGGAGAUCCGCACAGACCACAUCGCCGCCAUGGGACGUCUUGCCCCUCGCGUAGUCGACGUGGCCUUCCUCCUCCUCGGCCGCAACGUUGGGGAGCGCGCCCUCCUCUCCCUCGGCCCUGCAGUGGUCUCUUGGGCGUACUGGUGGGCCAUUCCGUUUGUGCAGAUGAUUCUUGGCUUCUUUUUUAUCGACACCUACGAGUACUGGCUUCACCGGGCUAUGCACACCUACCCUACGCUGUACAAGGCUUUCCACUCGCACCACCACCGGCUCUACGUCCCGUACGCCUUUGGAGCUCUCUACAACCAGUGGUUCGAGGGCCUACUCCUCGACUCGCUUGGCGCUCUCUUGGCUGCCACAGCCACUUUUAUGACUGUUCGUCAGGCCACGCUGCUGUUCACGAUCGCGAGCUGGAAGACAGUCGACGACCACUGCGGCUACCGUCUGUGGUGGGACCCUUGCCAGAUGUUCUUUGCCAACAACGCCGACUACCACGACAUUCACCACCAGCACUAUGGCUUGAAAUACAACUAUGCCCAGCCAUUCUUCACCAACUGGGACUACCUGCUGGGAACGCAGAUGACGCGCGAGCAGGCUGAAGAGUUCCGAAGCCGUGCAAGUGCAAAGGCCAAGGCCAAGGCGGAGUAA